Messenger RNA from Klebsormidium nitens, 4969 nucleotides. NCBI's taxonomy places the organism in Eukaryota, Viridiplantae, Streptophyta, Klebsormidiophyceae, Klebsormidiales, Klebsormidiaceae. The record is from the annotation of a GenBank genome assembly.
GUUCUCUGCACAGCACUGGCAGCCACUCGAAAGAGACAGAGACAUGCAAAUUUUUGAAGACACUGACGCUAUGGCUGAUCCAACCAAAGUUGCCGAGCUGGUGGAGGUUUUGGGAAGGGGAGUUGAUGCUUCUGGAGCUGCAGCAUUGCUUCUCGCAGCGGACGGCAACCUGGAGCUGGCUGUCUCUAUGUUUUUCUCCUCUGAAGAGCAGGGCCCCUAUUCAACUCCACUUGCAUUGCCUGCUACAAUAUCUGCUGAUGAAGCGGGGCCUUCGAACCUGAGUUUCUCGAGUAGGCAAGUCCUGUCCAAUGUGCGUGGAUCGCCUGCCGAAAGGGCUGCUCACUUGGAAAGUGGUGACUCUUUGGACAGAGCUCAUCUUACGCAAGAGAGAGCGGGGCCGAGAGACGCCAGCCGAACAAAGCUUCAAGAGAAGGUAGCUAUGCUUCGUGAGCUGGUAGGCCCCGGUGUUGAGGACGCCUCUCUGGUGAAGAAACUGAGGAAGGCCAAGGGGUGUGUGAAUGCGGCGGCAAACACUCACUUUGCACAGGUGCAGGCUUUGCAGAAGCGGCGGGAAAAGAAGGAGAGCCAAGGAGGUGGUGAUCAGCGGGGGUUUGCAAUGAGCUGCACUGAUGAAGUGAUGGAGGCUGCUGAAUUGACUGGAGGUGCUGAAGAUGGUGGCCCCAGCAUCAGAGGCCCGGGCUCACAUAAGCGGCCGUUCUUAUCGCCUGAAGAUGCACCGCACGAGUCUGCACUACGUCCCCAGCGUGUUCGCAAGCGGCUGCGCUCUUCACAGGAUCCAACCCAAGAACCCAUCCCCCAGACCACUGUGGUCAUCAGCCAGGAGGAGUUUGCAUACCGCAGUCAGUCCGGGCAACAUUUCAUGUUACCGCUGAAGAAUCAUCGCAGCCCGGACGGUCACCUCUGCGGCCCCCUUCCUGAGACUGGCUUCGCAGAUUAUAAGGUGACACCCUUGCGCAAGCUGGACUUUUCGGGUCCUGGCUUGCACCUCGGUUCGUUCACUUUGAGCGCCGACUUGGUCCAGGGGGUUGUCAUCGGAGGGGAAAAUGCUUUCCUAGAUCUUUCCUGGGACUCUCGCAAUGGAGGAGCAGCAGGGUUCCAAGUAGGGGUGACGUAUCAAGCUCCAAAUGGGGCCUUCAGCAUCAAUAAGCACUUUGUGACGACGUUAGGGCGCUGCCGUGAGGAAAGAGACAGCGCAGGGAUAGCCGCACGCAUUGAAGAGGCGCUUUGCAAGCUGCAUUCAGAGGACUUUGUGCGGCUCUUCGUGACAAUGGACUCGUGCGACGAGCUGGUCUCAAACUGGAAAGCGCGACAGAAGGCGGAGAGCUCACGUUGUUUCCUUGAGCGGAUGGAUGGCAGCGGUAGAAGGGUUGCGAGGGAGGAUCUCACGGAGCGGCCGACUGGCGUCACACCAGUCCGCCUCUCAGUCCCGCUCCAGGAGUCAGCGGGAAAGAAAGUGUUCAAUCUGCACGUCUGCCUGACGGAGAAAGCCUUCCAGUUCGACGCCGAGAUCGCAAAUAACACAGGGCUUGCCAAGCACGCUAAGGCAUUCGGAAGGAGCCGAACCGGCGGCAAAGCGCUCGCUGACGUCACUGAGGCACUGCUGAAGCAUGGGGGCGGCCUGAACCUCGGGCCGGACUCAGACAGUGUGCUUAAUCAGAACCCUGGGGGCGCGGAGAACCUGGGGGAGGCGCUACCAGCUGAUCUACCCGGCAUCCUGGAUUCCAUCGCCUUGCCCGACAGUUUUCCGGAGGCGGAUCGCCCGGCGGGGCUGGUUACGAAGCCAAAAAGGUAUCAGUUGCAGGGGCUAGCUUGGAUGAUGGCAAGAGAAGGCGCGGAGCCGAAGGGACGGGAAGCCCCAAACUGGCGCACAGAGACGGGAAGGGUUGGCUCGGCUGUUGAGGAGUCGGACCGUUUGCUGUCGGCAGGGCAGAGCUCGGCCGGAAAGCGGACGGUUGAGGAAAGUGGGGCCCGGGUUGAGAGCGACGGAGCGAAAACAGGAGACGCCGUUCCUGAUCCAAUGGCCGCCUCGACGGGCGUGCAUACAGGGGAAGUUGAGGCGAGGAGAGAAGCGUCAGACGGAACCCAAACAGCCGGCGGUUGUGCCGUGGCCUGCGCGGACAUCUGCAACCCCCUGUCCAAUGGUCUGGGGUUCCAAGGGGAAGACGAUUUGGCAGCGGGAAUGGGAGAACCGGGACGGGAGGGGGGAAGAACGGGGUCUGCAGCCAGCAGAAUGCACCGGGAAGCUGGGGGCGCGGUUCCAAAGAACGAGCUGUUCUUGCACCCGUGUUGGCAGCAGUUGCUAACCGCAGACGGGCAGGUGAUGUACAUGCAGAGAGAGGGCGGAACGUGCAGUCCCGACUUUUAUGUGGCGCCGGGCCAGGGCACGUGUGGAGGCCUUCUCUGCGACGAGAUGGGCCUCGGCAAGACCCUUGAGGUGCUCAUGCUCGCGCUCGCGCACCCCCCGCCGGACGGCUGGGCUGUGGCUGACAGCCACUCCGAUUCGCCAGGGGGUUCCGUCAUUCCCAUAAAGGCCACGCUGGUGGUCGUGCCCGCGAGUCUGUUAGACCAAUGGAAGGAGGAAACGAAGCGACACGUGGCACCCGGAGGACUGGAGUUGCUCCACUACCCGGGGAUCAAGGGAGCGGCCAGAAGGAGGCUGGAGGAGAGAGGAGCGGCGGGGGGGCCGAGCUGGGACUUUGAGAAGUAUGACAUUAUUGUGACAUCCUACGAGGUCGUCCGCAGCGAGAUGAGCAGCGUACAGCCGACCCCCCUGCGGCAGUUCGGCUUCUGGCGGCUGGUGCUGGACGAGGCGCAGGUGGUGGCCAGCUCCGCAUCCAAAGGCGCGCGCACCGUCGCCAACAUCGUGCGCCGCCACGCCUGGGUCGUUACAGGCACGCCUAUCACUAGCCGGCUGGAAGAGCUGGGGUCGCUGCUUGACUUCCUGGGGGAGCCGUUCGGCGACCCGAUGGUCUUCCGCACCAUGCUGACGUCGCCCUUCGAGGCCCGGGAGGAGCGCGGACUGCGGCGGCUGCAAGCGCUGCUCCGGAGCAUCAUGCUGAGGAGGACGAAGGAGGGGGUCGCGCACGAGCUGGGCCUCCCCCCCUGCGUCAUCGAAGACCGCCUGCUGACGUUCUCUCCCCCGGAGGCGACCUUCUACCGCCGCAUGCACGACGACUUCGCCACCGCGCUCCGCCGCCUCGACCGCCUGGAAAACACACAGAAGCUGCGCGACGAGCGUCUCGUGGACGGGUUCGACGCGAAGAACCUGGGGAUGAAGGCGGGCGGCAACGCGCUUGCGAUGCUCAACCGGCUGCGGCAGGCGUGCUGCCACCCGCAGAUCGUGAAGAACGGGGGGAUGAGCCUGGGGCGCGCGCGGUUGUCGAUGCCACAGAUCAUGGGUCGACUGGCAUCCCGAGCAUCGGCGGACACCGUCUUGAAAGCGAAGGAUUGGCUGGCCGCGCGAGUGGCCUUUGCAACAGAGAGGGUGCAAACGCGACGAGAAAGCGCGGCCGACGUGUUCGAGCCGCUUCUGGCGGACAUUGCCGCCCAUGCUGCCGUCGCCGCUGACGUCAGCACGUUCGGAAGCGAGGGAUCCCCCGAGUGGGAGCGAAAGGGGCAACGCACGAUUGUGAAGAAUCUGUACUGCCGGCUGGAGUGGACCGCGCUGCAAGCCUACAAGGAGGCGAUUGGGACGUCAGCAACGGGCGGCGAUGACGCGAGCAGGCUGGUGCUGGUGCAGACGAGGAUCGCGGAACUGGAGAAUGAGCUCGGUGUGACCGCGGAGAAGCUCGCGCGGCUGGCGAACGGGCGCGAGCUGCGGGAGGGGCCAGAUGCCGAGAAAAAGAGGAAGAGGCAGAAGACCCCGGAACAGCGGCUGAUGGAAGCGGAAGUGGAGGUCCGGAAAGCGAAGGAAGCGAUGGAGGCUGCACAAGGGCAGGAAAACCACUUGAAGUUUAAGCUCCGGAGCACGGUCAACGGCAAAGGGAAGGCUGUUGAAGGUGCCGACGUGGCACCACUCGCGCAUGACGUCACGACAGGGGUUGCUGACGUCAUACAGGAAGACAAGACGGUGUGCCCCAUCUGCCUGGACUCGUGCCAGGACUGCGGCGCGGUCACGGCGUGCGGGCACGUCUUCUGUGGGGACUGCAUACGCGAUCUGAUCGACCGGGGCGGUGCGCCUGGCGCGCAGUGCCCGCUCUGCCGCCACCCGUUGCAUGAAAAGGACGUGUUCGAUGUGGCGGAUCAGGUGGAGGUUCCGGACUUUAGCGGGGAGUACGGAACCAAGAUCUCAGCCGUCCUGGCGGAGCUGUCGACGCUGCGCGAGGCGGAUCCCCGGGCCAAGAGCGUCAUCUUUAGCUCGUGGCGGCCCCUGCUAGCGCUCCUCGGGGAAGCGCUGAAAGAGGGCAACUUCCGAUUCGCGACGCUCUGGGGUCCGGAGGAGGUCCGGGCGCGCGCUCUGUCCGACUUUGCCGACGACCCGGACGUCCGAACACUUCUCGUGACCAUGGGCGCCCGGGAGGGAGCGGCCGGGUUAAACUUAACCGCGGCGUCAACCGUGUUCAUCCUGGAGCCCAGCUUUCACCCCGGUUUGGAGGCGCAGGCAGCCUGCAGGAUACACCGUUUGGGCCAGCUCCAGCCCACCCGCGUCGUCCGCUUUCUGGUAGACGCCACCGUUGAACCGAAAAUAGCGGCGUUCGCGGCGUCGCGGCUUGCGAAGAGAAAGCAAGCGAGCAAGCAUUCCGUCUUUACGGAACUGCGCGGGGCGGACUUGCUGCAACUCGUCGAGACUAGGUGACAGGUGUAAUGAAAGCUUAGGGGGUUUCACAUAAUUUGUACAAUAGCUAAUAGGCAGCCUUCAAAGUAAUGGUCGUGUUUUUAACGCUUCCCAUUGAGUCUAGGUUAACUCGGGCCACAUGUAUGUAUACACAUCUUGCGGUAGCUGUCCUCA